CGAAGUGCGACUACUCGGUGGGCAAAUGGGUGAAGGCGGUGAAUCAGCCGAAGCGAUACUCGGGAAUAGGUUGGGAGCCGAACUACUGCAAGUACAUUCGCAGCGGCUUCAACUGUGAAACCAACAACCGGCCCGACCAGCUCUACCACCAGCUGCGCUGGCAGCCGGAGAAGUGCGAUCUUAGUUAUGUUACCGCGGAGGAUUGGGGGUUCCUCAUGAAGGGCAAGAGGAUGCUUAUGGUGGGAGACUCCAUAACGAACAACGCGUACCAGUCGCUGCUCUGUCUCAUCAGCUCGGCCGACAACAAGGGAAAG
Messenger RNA from Closterium sp. NIES-65, 314 nucleotides. The record is from the annotation of a GenBank genome assembly. Lineage: Eukaryota; Viridiplantae; Streptophyta; Zygnematophyceae; Desmidiales; Closteriaceae.